AUGAAUGCUGCAAAACGGGAACAAACCAUGGAUCAUACGACCUUGGAUCGCCUUGUUUCAAUGGCACCUGCUGUGGAAGGAGAUGACUUCAAGGGUAAGGACGAGGAACUGGGUAGCGUUUGCAAGAUUACAGCAGAUGAAGAUGCUGCUGUGAGGGUAUCCAUGCUGGACUUGGACGCCAGUGGUAGCAGCUUCCCAAGCGAACACACUGCUUGGACCAACAGCAGCACCACACAAACUCUGAAUGAUGACAGCCAGACGAGUUUCGUACUGGAAGAAUGCAAGCGAAUGGUUGCGUUCCCACGGGGUCGUUCCAGGCUUGCAACGACGAGUCCUCUUGGUCCAAGCAAAAAACCCAGCAUCAAAGCCGCCUGCAGUAGUCUGGACGACUCGAACGUGACGUUGCCAACCCUGUCUACUGCAACAGAAGACUUCUCGAGUAAUCACGAAAGCACUACAAGCUUUGGCCUGGAAGAUAGCAAGCAUAGCAUUGUUCAUACUCCACCAAAGACUCGACGCAUCCUUGUUGUCAGGAGAGGCAGUUUGAUUCCAACUACACCAACCACGCCUCGACUAACUACCAGCAUUAUUGAUUUGGGGUCUGAUCUUGCACUUCCACCAAACAGCGCCAUACAGGAAGAUUGCAAGGAAAGUGUAGUGCUCUCUCCAAGCUCGUCGAGUUUGCGCAGAUCCAGUGCCCCAUCUCUGUCUCCUCGGGGAGUAAGCACAAGACUCGUGAAUAGCUCGUCGGGGAUCAUGAACUUGCCAUCUCUUCCCACGUUGGACCGCGUACACAGCCGUGGCUCCAGCCAGAUGCUAAGGGAAAGCAAAGAUUCCGUGACCUAUCCCAGAACUCGAAGAGCCAGCGCCCCUUGUCUUCAACGCUUGGAAAACACUGCUAGUCGACGACGUUCCGAUACACGUGGCUUGGCCCGCAAGUCUUUCAAGAACCGGGCGGUCCACUCGAGACCAGAAGCGGUGCAGCAAAGAGGCCUUCGAUCCAAACGGUCCAGAUCAUGGACCCAUCAAGAGCGUCGAUCCAGUCAAGCUACUAUGGUGACAACACCUUCCACGAGGAACACCAAGGCAGGACUUCGUCGACACACUAGUUGGAAUGUGUUUCUUCUUGGCGCGAGAGACAGUUUGGAUAAUGAUCAUGAUGCACAGAGCAAGGUACAGCAACGGUCGUCUCACCAUCACAAGUCCUGGGCAGAUAAGGAGGCCAAGCGGUCUCAAAGGUCAUCAUGGUCUUCGAGUCCCUCUGCGAGACGAAACACAAUGCCGGUGGUGCCAGUGCCAACCAAAAGAGGCCUACGGAGAGCUACACAUGGCCCAAGCUCACUAAUACCAGGGGCAUACGCUUGUGGCGAACGUCCCGUGUUCCUGGCCAUGGCUCGCCCACAAAGCAGAAGCGAGGACGAAACGGAAGACGAGUUUCAUGUCAUGAUUGACAACGAUGCGGAAGACGAAUGGGAAUUGACCACUGCCGAUUUCCAUGGCGACGACUACGACGAAGAAGAGUCGAUCCAUUUCUAUCCGGAGCGUCCAAGGGCUGAACGACGACCACCACCGACCACCACAACGAAGCCUGAAGAAGCAGUCAAGAACGAGGAAGAACAGAACAGGCGAAGCAAACGCCUGGCAUACAGUCUUGUUGUCCUGCUAGGACUCAUUUCGUUCUUUGCGUUUGGAGCCAUCAUUAUCAAGCCGUCAUUCCUAUACGACGAAAUAACUGAACUGGAGGACAGCAGCAACCCUCGGCAUGGACCGACGUUUCAUUCACGAGAACACGCAACGAUGGUCCUGCUGGAAAGUCUCCCAUUGGCUACAAAGCAAAAAAUCCAAAACGACGACGGAUCCCCACAAUCCAGGGCCUUUGAUUGGAUCAGCAAUGACCCCAACCUGUUAAGCUUUCCGUUGUGGUUGAUGCGGCAGCGAUUCGCCUUAGCAGCAAUCUUCCAUUCCUUGCAAGGAUCCAGCUGGCCUUUGGAUCUCCAGAAGCGAUGGCUUUCCUAUAAAGAUGAUGAAUGUAGCUGGGGCUCAACUGCUGCAAGCCCAUGCAAUCUGGAUGGAACUUAUGUUAGACUUUCUCUGGAUAGAAUACCAAGUCUGGGGAGGGGUCUGCCCGGUGAAGUGACCUUGCUGACAUCCCUGCAAGAGCUGUCAAUCACUCACACAACACAGAAUGCUUCCCUGGAAUUGUUACUCCCUGAGAGGCUGAAUGAGCUGCCAACUUUGGAGAUCAUCAAUCUUUCGAACAAUAACCUUGCAGGAUCCACCAUUCCAAGGUUUCUUGGAUCCUUCCCAAACCUGAAGGAACUAUACUUGGCAGAAGCCUCUUUGGUUGGGUCCAUUCCCAAUGAGUUGAGCCAGCUGGCUAGGCUUGAAACUCUGGAUUUGUCCCAGAACUUUCUCACAGGGACAAUGAUGCAAAAUGCAGCCGCCAUGACCAACAUGGGCGCUCUCUGGCUCCAUGAGAACAGCCUGUCUGGCCCGCUUCCUCCAUCUUGGUCGUCCCUUGACAAGCUACAUUCUCUAUUCUUAUAUUCCAACACCCUAACAGGCACGCUGCCGCCUGAAUGGGGUGCCUUGACUGGUUUGAAGGAGCUGCGACUUAGCCACAACCUGCUUCACGGCACAAUACCAAAUGAAUGGGGGACAAUGUCGAGUCUGAACAGCUUUGCUGUCGAUGGGAAUGAAGAGCUCGGAGGGUCAAUCCCAAAUCUGAUUUGUUCACAUUCUCAAGUCAACAGGAUGCACUUUUCAGUGGAUUGCAAGCAGAUCCAGUGCUGUAUUUACGCACCAGAAAAGUACAAGAAUGCUGAACACCACCAGUAG
Messenger RNA from Seminavis robusta, 2838 nucleotides. NCBI's taxonomy places the organism in Eukaryota, Bacillariophyta, Bacillariophyceae, Naviculales, Naviculaceae. The record is from the annotation of a GenBank genome assembly.